This is a messenger RNA of Pseudozyma flocculosa PF-1, 1149 nucleotides long. RefSeq lists its product as uncharacterized. Gene Ontology annotation, cellular component: Set1C/COMPASS complex. The transcript has a single exon. Bases 1 to 1149 code for a protein of 382 amino acids. The record is from RefSeq and is a predicted model, not a curated record. NCBI's taxonomy places the organism in Eukaryota, Fungi, Basidiomycota, Ustilaginomycetes, Ustilaginales, Ustilaginaceae. Gene Ontology annotation, molecular function: histone binding.
AUGUCGGACCCAAUACCCGCCGAGCCUCAACCAGCCCCAUCCGUCGCCGCCGCCGCCUCGGCCUCGUCACGCUACGAGCUUCUCUACACGCUACGCGGCCAUCAAAAGUCGAUAUCCUCGCUCGCCUUUUCGCCAGACGGCCUCGUCCUCGCAUCGGCCUCGUCCGACGCCCUCGUCAAGCUCUGGUCGGUCGCAACGGGCGCACCGCUGGCCACCCUCAGCGCGCCCGCACAGGGCAUCAACGACCUCUCGUGGUCCAGCGACAGCACCUACCUCGCCGCCGCCAGCGACGACCGCUCCGUCACCGUCUGGAACGUCGCUUCCGCAAAAGUCGCCCGCACCCUCCGCGGACACACCAGCUACGUCUUCUGCCUCGCCUACAACCACCAGAGCACCCUCAUCGCAAGCGGAGGCUUCGACGAGACCGUACGCCUCUGGGACGUCGGCCGCGGCACCUGCCACCGCACCAUUGCGGCCCACUCCGAGGCCGUCAGCGGCGUCGCCUUCAACCACGAGGGCACCCUUAUCGUCUCGUGCAGCUACGACGGCUCCCUCCGCCUCUGGGACGUCCCCACCGGCCAGUGCCUAAAGACGCUCGAACACAAGGACAAGGCCGCCAUCGCAUCCGUACGCUUCUCACCAAACUCGAUGCUGCUCCUCGCAGCCAGCCUCGACAGCACCGUCCGGCUCUGGGACAUCCCCAACAGCAAAAUCGUAAAGACCUAUAACGGCCACCGAAACCUAAAGUACGCCACCAAGGCCGCCUUCACCCGACCAACUCGAAAGAGCUCCGGGGAUGGCGCGCAGCAGACCACCCAAAACGCGGAUGCGGCGGGGCAGGCCGCAGCGAUACCUCAGAUCCACAUCGUCUGCGGCAGCGAGGACCACAAAGUGUACCUCUGGGACCUGCAGACCAAGACUCUCGUCCAAACGCUCGACGGCCAUCGCGACUCGGUCAUCGAUGUCGAUGUACGUCUACCGCGCCGGCGCUCUCGAUCCCCUCGCCCCUCUUGCUCACCCCGUCUCGUCUCGCCUUGCCCCGCCUCGCCCGGUCAAUCCCGUCUGUACAUCUCGAUGCUCUUCCCCGCCAGGUACACCCCUCGAGACCCGUCAUCGCCUCUGCCUCGCUCGAACACGACUGCUCCAUAA